AUGCACAGAGACCAUCCGCAAGAACCUGUAAACUUCAGGGCUAUAUUCGCGCAUGAGCUUUUUGGAGUAGCCUUGAAGCAAGCAUUUGGGAAAGAUGUAGAACCCAUUUAUGUGAAGGAACUCGGUGUGACUAUGUCAAAAGACGAGAUCUUCAAGAAACAGGAUGAUGAUUGCUAUCUCAACUUCUUGAUGACGGAAGCGAAAACACUAACCAUGGAGCAAAUUGCAAUCUUGGUUUGGGAGACGAUCAUCGAGACAGCUGACACUGCUCUGGUCACAACUGAAUGGGCCAUUUAUGAGCUAGCAAAGCAUCAACAUGUCCAAGAUUGUCUGUGUAAAGAAAUCAAAAGUUUACGCGGAGGAGAAAAUAUCAAAGAAGAGCAUUUGCCUCGCUUCCUUAUGUCAAUGGAGUCUUCCAUGAAACCCUUAGGAAAUACAGUCCGGUUCCUCUUGUUCCCAUUCGCUAUACUCACGAAGAUACUCAAAUUGGAGGCUAUCAUGUCCCUGCAGGAAGUAGCAAUAAACAUCUAUGCAUGCAACAUGGAUAAGAACCGUUGGGAGAGGCCAGAGGAGUGGUGGCCGGAGAGGUUCUUGGAUGACAGAUACGAAUCGUCGGAUCUGCACAAGACAAUGGCGUUUGGAGCGGGGAAGAGGGUUUGUGCUGGUGCACUUCAAGUAUCUCUCAUGGCAGGCAUUGCUAUUGCGAGAUUGGUUCAAGAAUUUGAAUGGAACUUAGAGAUGGGGAAGAAGAGAAUGUGGAUACAUAUGGCUUGA
This is a messenger RNA of Microthlaspi erraticum, 774 nucleotides long. The record is from the annotation of a GenBank genome assembly. Lineage: Eukaryota; Viridiplantae; Streptophyta; Magnoliopsida; Brassicales; Brassicaceae.